UUAAUGCUCAACUUCAUAAAAGAACCACUAAUUUUGGACCAUGCCCUGUAGAUCCGCCUCCACCCCAAUUCACUAUAACUCUUUCACCUGAUCCUAUUGUUCCCGGGAAGAAUGUCGAUGUUACUCUUACUGGGAAACUAGACGUGGAUGUACCCGCAGAUUCAGAAGAUAUAAUGCAGUUUCCAUUCCUUGAUGAAACCUUUGUCCCAAUAGUUGACCCAUUUACUGUAGGUUUAUGUAAUGCUACGGGAAUUAAAUGUCCAAUUCAAACAGGAACCGAAAUUAGUACAACAGUGUCAGUUCCAGUACCAGCCGCAAGUGACAUAACUGUAGGAACCACAUUUGUGGUUGCUAUUAUUGAUGAGACUGAAGACUUUAUCGA
Messenger RNA from Scutellospora calospora, 382 nucleotides. NCBI's taxonomy places the organism in Eukaryota, Fungi, Glomeromycota, Glomeromycetes, Diversisporales, Gigasporaceae. The record is from the annotation of a GenBank genome assembly.